This is a messenger RNA of Hippocampus comes (tiger tail seahorse), 1655 nucleotides long. It is a transcript of the gene fosab, whose product is annotated as v-fos FBJ murine osteosarcoma viral oncogene homolog Ab. The transcript is spliced from 4 exons. The record is from RefSeq and is a predicted model, not a curated record. Lineage: Eukaryota; Metazoa; Chordata; Actinopteri; Syngnathiformes; Syngnathidae. Gene Ontology annotation, cellular component: nucleus. Gene Ontology annotation, molecular function: DNA-binding transcription factor activity, RNA polymerase II-specific; RNA polymerase II cis-regulatory region sequence-specific DNA binding. The coding region runs from base 308 to 1360 and encodes 350 amino acids. Gene Ontology annotation, biological process: regulation of transcription by RNA polymerase II.
ACUGUGAACGUUUUCUUGCGGGUUUCUGUCAUCCCCCCCCCUCCCCUUCGGGUGUCUCCCCACCGCACUCCCUCCCCCGCCCGCUGCCCACGUCAUUCGAGCGGCCCGCUCCCACUAUAAAAGGGCCGCCCGCAGACUCAGCAGCCAGUUCAGUUCACUCGCGGUUUGCUUCUGUCUGAGACAAAGACGGGGACUAGCUUUUGGAGCUUCAACCUUUUUCUAUUCGCUUCAUCAAGCCUACCUUCGCAAGCCUUUCACGGCAGGGAUUUCCCCCGCGUUUGCCUUUUUGAAAGUCGGUGCAGGAGCGAUGAUGUUCAACGUGUUCAAGCCGGAGUGCGACUCGCCCUCCCGGUGCAGCACCGCGUCGCCGGCCGCUGACAGCAACAGCAACGUCGGCUACUACCAACCGUCUCCAGCCGGAUCCUACUCCAGCAUGGGCUCGCCGCAAUCUCAGGAUUUCACCGAGCUGACCACCUCGAGUGCCUCGUUCGUCCCCACGGUGACGGCCAUCUCCAGCAGCCCCGACCUGCAGUGGCUGGUGCAGCCGCUCAUCUCCUCGGUGGCCCCCUCGCACCGGGCGCACCCCUUCGCCUCCAGGCCCAGCCCCGCCUACCCCAGGGGCGCCGUGAAGAUGUCGGCGUCACGCCCGCACAGCACCACCAAGAGAGGCCGGAUGGAACAGAUUUCACCCGAAGAGGAAGCAAAGAGGAAAAUUCGCCGGGAGAGAAACAAGCAGGCGGCCGCCAAAUGCCGCAACAGGAGGCGGGAGCUGACCGACACUCUCCAAGCUGAAACCGAUCAGCUGGAGGAUGAGAAGUCCAGCCUUCAGAACGACAUCGCCAACCUCCUGAAGGAGAAGGAGCGUCUGGAGUUCAUCCUGGCCGCCCACCAGCCAAUUUGCAAAGUCCCCGCCGAGCUGGACUCGGACUUCUCGCCGGUCCGCUCGUGCGCCUCGGCCGAGCCCGCCGUCUCCGCCCCCAGCUCGCUCUUCGCCGCCGACUCCGGCGGCGCGGUCAGACUGAGCGACUUGGAUGCCUCCGUGCUGGAGGAGUCCCUGGACCUGCUGAGCAAGACGGAGGUGGAGCGCUCGGUGCCCGAGGUGGACCUGUCGGCCUCGCUGUGCGGCGCUCAGGACUGGGAGCAGCUGCACCCGUCGGUGACCAGCGGCGACUUUGAGCCGCCGCUGUGCACGCCGGUGGUCACGUGCACCCCCGCGGCCACCGCCUUCACCUCGUCCUUCGUGUUCACCUUCCCCGAGAGCGACGCCUUCCCCGGCUGCGGCGUGGCCCACAGGCGGGGGAGCAGCGGCAACGAGCAGUCGUCCGACUCGCUGCACUCGCCCACGCUGCUGGCCCUUUAAGACACUUCAAGACCCCUCGCGGGAUGGUGACUGAAAAGCCUCCAGCCCGUCCGUCCCCAACCUGACUUCCAAAAGAGCACACCAUCGAUCUCCAUGUAGGAGCUGACAGGGCUUACGGACAGUCGUUUUGGAAUCGACCUGCCUUUUUACCUUGUAGCAUGUUUCAACUAUGACAACCAGUUUGAUUUUGUUUUGAAAGGUGCUACUUAACCGAGAGUCGUCAUCGUAGUGUUUCUUCUGUCCACUUUGAGGAGCCAUAGUUUCCUGGUCGAGUGAAUGUGAGGGACACAAAAAA